GUAGACGGUUCCUACCCGAACGCCAGCCAUGUCAUGGUCGCCAUGGACAUCGCAGGCGACCUCCGGCGUGGCCCGCCGAAGUUUCUGCUUCAGAACCUGCUGGCACACACUGUGGAGCCGUCGGCGAAGAACUACAACAUUGCCAUCUCCCGAUGCCGGUGGCCAACUGCCCACAGUCUGCUGCAGACCAUGCAGGGUGCGGGUUUGCGGCGGGAUGUGUUUGGCUUCAGCAGCGCUAUGGCCAUGGGCCCCUGGCGGCGAGCGCUGUGGCUCUGGCAAGAGAUGGCCCUGGCGCCAAUACCGCGGAACACAGUCACCUGCAACGCCCUGAUCCGCACAUGAUUCAUGCUGGUCGUGAACUCUGCAGCAGGCAUGACCACGCCCAUAAAAGCACUUGUGCGGAGCAGUGGCAUUUGGUGCUGGCGUUGUUGGAUCUGCAGCUCAACGUCAUUGGCUUCAGCACCGCCAUCAGCGCCAUGGGCUCGUGGCCGCGGGCGCUGCAUCUCUUGCAAGUGAUGCCGGGGAGGGCUGUGACUCCCGACCGCUACAGCAUUUCCGCAUGUGGAGAGAACUGGGCAAUGGCGCUUCAAUGCUUAUCAUGGUGUCUGGCAAACGUGUCAACACCCAGCGUCUUCAGCUUCAAUGCGGCUGUGAACUCUUGUGGCAAAGCUGGGCACUGGCAGAUCGCGCUCGGAUUGUUGAUGGAGUUUCCUGAGCGGGUAGUGCUACCGAAUGCGGUGAGCUACAGCAGCGCAAUCAGUGCAGCAGCAAUGGCAGGCAAGUGGCAGAUUGCCAUAUUUUUGCUUGAUGACAUGGCCUCUGCUGACAUCGACCCUGAUGAGAUCAGCUGCUGCAGUGCAAUCAGUGCCUGUGAGGCAGGCGCAUGGCAGUGCGCGCUUCAGAUUUUGGACGACAUGCUGGCAGCUGUUAUUCUGCCAAAUGCGAUCAGCUGCAGCAGUACUGUCAGCGCCUGUGAAAAGUGCGGUCAGUGGCAGAUGGUCCUGUGCCUCCUGGCCGAGAUGCGGCUGGCAGCUGCUGUGCCCGAUGAAAUCACCUACAACAGUGCCAUCAGUGCCUGCAAAGACGCUGGACGAUGGCAGCUGGCAGUUUGGCUCCUUCAGGAGCUGAGAGCUGCCAAAGUGCGGCCGCAGCAAAUCAGUUACACCUCCGUCACCUUCGCUUGUGAGAGAGCCUCGCAGCAAUGCGUCAUGUAAGGUGCAUCGGGAUAUCGGCCCGGCUUGGCUUGGCAUUUUGGGCUCGGCACUUCAAUUGCAUGUGAUUUCGUGUACAUGAAGCAUUUGCCAGUUCGGCGGAUCGUUUACGC
Effrenium voratum is the source of this 1324-nucleotide messenger RNA. Lineage: Eukaryota; Dinophyceae; Suessiales; Symbiodiniaceae. The record is from the annotation of a GenBank genome assembly.